Messenger RNA from Ictalurus furcatus (blue catfish), 9439 nucleotides. RefSeq names its product E3 ubiquitin-protein ligase TRIM11-like. The record is from RefSeq and is a predicted model, not a curated record. The coding region runs from base 6731 to 8530 and encodes 599 amino acids. Lineage: Eukaryota; Metazoa; Chordata; Actinopteri; Siluriformes; Ictaluridae. Gene Ontology annotation, molecular function: zinc ion binding; protein binding. The transcript has 14 exons.
ACAGCUGUGAGGAGAAAGGUGAGCGUUUCAGCAUCCCUGUCUGUCUGCACUGUGUGUACUGUUUUCAUCAGAAUCAUGUGGACUAAAUGUGACGCUUUCUGCUACAACUCGGACGUGCGGAGAUCCAUGAGCACAAAGCAUCUUUACAGAAAUCUGGAUAUAGAUUAUAUGAGUUUUUAUCAGUUUUGCUAAAGCUGACAUGUCUGUUGUACUGGGAUUAUGGAUUAGGGUUUAGGGUUUAUGGAUUAGGGGUUAUGGAUUAGGGAUUAGGGGUUACGGAUUAGGGGUUAGAGUUUUGUUGCAGUACAGUAUGAUUUUAAUAAAGUAAUUCACAAGUGAAUAGAAAUUGUGUGUGUGUGUGUGUGUGUGUGUGUGUGUGUGUGAGUGUGUGUGUGUAGGGAGGGUCAGUUAGGAGUGGUCUUUUAGAAGUUUCUGUAACUUUCAUUUGACUCAGUCAUUUCACACUCUGGAGAUUUUCCUCGUGCUAUAAGAUGUCAGCGUGUGUUUUCUCCUCAUUACUCACUGUACUGUGUCUGGGACUGUAUGGAAAAUAUACAUAUGCAGGAGCAUGUACAGGUCCUAUUCUCUCUCCGGCGUCUCUGCUGGUGGAGUAUGGAAGCCCUGCUGAAGUGAACUGCUCCAUACCGAACAAACCUGUGACGCAGUACAUGCUGGGCUGGGAGUCUAAAACCUCACAGCCUCAAACAAGGAAUGAGACGAGUGUUGUGUGGAAGCUGGACAGACUGACGGAGUGGGAGGAAGCUGAAGGAGUUGGAUGUUAUUUCACAGAUGGAAGUAAUCAGUGUAUGAGCUAUGUAAAUCUCACCAUUUACAAGAGGCCAGACAGGGUUACACUGAGCUCUGUGUCUGAUGUGGUGGCAGAGGGAGAUCAGACAGAGCUGAGGUGUGAGAUUGAGAACGUCGGACCUGGAGGUAAACUCAGUGUGCACUGGAGCAGAGCGGAUCCCAAGCAAGACAACACUUUCACACGAUUCACUGACACGUCCUUCCCAGACUUGGUAAAUGAGAUGCAGAGUGUUAACAAGACAGUGACGCUAACCGUCACACCCAGCCGUGAGGACGCUGGAGUUCAGUAUCAGUGUGCAGCUGUGCUGAAUCUGGACCAACAUCUGCUCGUGUUCACAUCACAACCAGUCACCAUCACUGUACACUCUGGGAAACCGUCACUCAUCCCUAUCUGGAGCGCGAUCGCUAUAGUGUUAAUGUUCGCUGUGGUCAGCUUUCAGUGCUGGAUAUAUUUCCAAUACCCACACAUGGGUCGUGCUACAUCCUGAAGCACCUGGUCCUGCAGGAACAACGGCUAUGUCGACCACAAUGCUGCAGACCAAGGACAACUGUAGAUACUGAUGGUAAAACCUGUGUAGUUUACCCUGACUCCAGUGUAUCUAGUGCUAGUUUUGUUUCACUAUGUGGUUUAGUAUGUACAUGUGGAGGAGUUGGAACAAUAAAACCCCUGAUUAAAAAAACUGACCCCAACCCCUGUUAACUGUCCAGCUAUAGGGUAAUAUCAAAUCUCCCCUUUAUAUCCAAGACAAGAUCUUAGAAAAGGUUGUAGCACAGCAGCUAUGCUCGUACCUACAUAGAACAACAUUCAUGAAAUGUACCAGUCAGGAUUUAGACCUCAUCAUAGCACAGUGACAGCACUGGUCUUAUUUGACUGAACGUUAUCAGUUCGUAGAUGUAAAUGGAGACUUCUCUAUGCAUACUGAGGUAAAGUUUGCUGUUCCACAAGGUUCUGUUUUAGGCCCACUGCUUUUUACUUUAUAUAUGCUCCCUCUAGGUCAAAUUAUUCGUAAACAUGGAAUUAUCUUCCACUGUUAUGCUGAUGAUACACAGCUGUAUGUUUCAGCGAAGCCAGAGGACAGACAGCAGCUUAGUAAAGUUGAGGAAUGUGUAAAGGACAUUAGACGUUGGAUGAUUAUUAACUUCCUUUUAUUUAAUUCUGAUAAGACAGAAAACUUUAUUGGACCACGUGUAGCUAGAAGUAAUCUUUCUGAUCUCACAGUAACUCUGGAUGGACUUUCUGUUUCAUCAUGUGCAGCAGUAAAAGACCUUGGAGUGAUUAUUGACUCCAGUCAAUCAUCUGAUGCUCAUGUAGAUAAUAUUACUAGGAUAGCCUUCUUUCAUCUCAGAAAUAUUUCUAAGAUAAGAAAUAUAAUGUCACUACAUGAUGCAGAAAUAUUAGUUCAUGCUUUCAUCACCUCUAGACUAGAUUACUGUAAUGACAGUACCUGAGCAGACUUUGGCUUUUUAUGAUCCACCACGCCUUCUUCAUUCAAAAGAUGCAGGCUAUUUGUUGGUGAAUGGAAUAGUGAAGGCUACAGCAGGGGGAAGAGCUUUCGCUUGCAAAGCCCCACAGUUAUGGAACAGUCUUCCAAUUAGUGUUCGGGACUCAGACACAGUGUUUACGUCCAGGCUGAAAAAAUAUUUGUUUAGUCAAGACGUUUGUGAAUAGUUUUUUUCUUAAUUAAAGGAGCAGAUCUAGAGGCUCACAGGCAUAGAGUGUAGUAGUGAACUGGGAUGUUGGAUGCUGUCGCCCCCCACUCAAACUCAUUUUGUUUAUGGUGGGGCGGCUGGCCGCUUUAUGACUGUGUUACCUUCUGGUUCUCCCUUUUAGUUAUGCUGUCAUAGCUAGUCUUGCCUGAGUCGUUGCUUGCACUCUGCACACAAAGGACAUUGUCCUUAACCAUAAUGGGAAAAUGAGCAUAACCUAAUUAUCUAUUUCUCUCUCUAUUAGAGAAUACUUGAAGGGGUGUAAUACCAGUGCCAGCUUUGAACAGGGAUUUGUGUCCGUACUCGAUUCAGGAUAGCUGGGAGUUCCAGGUUGAGGGGUAUCUGGUUGUGAUACAUCAAAGCACUGCUUCCAACUCCUGAUUGGCCUGUUCCACCAGACCAUUGCAAGUCCAAGGUAAUGUGGGACCAGGGGCAGCUGGGACCUAGCAAGGGACAAUGCAGUCCAACAGGUCUGCACCUCUGGUGCACACUGAGCAAGUAGAGAUGAAAGACCAGAUGUAGUGUCACGUCAAAAGACCUAACAUGCAACUGGAACCGGGGUUACACGCGAAUGGGGAGGAGUGCCUAGUCCCUAAUGAAGCAGCAGUAAAAGUUAGCAAACCCCAGGAACCAUUGUAGCUUCAGGGUGGUAGGUCUCGGCCACUUGGUGAUGGCCAGAAUCUUCUCAGAAUCAGCCUGCACCCACUGGCUCUUCAACCACCCGCUUUUCCGCUUUUCACAAACAGGUGAUUCUCUAGCAGCCAUUGCAGGACCUGACGGACAUGGAGGAUGUGCUCAGUGGGGGUGCGAGAAAAGAUCAAGAUAUCAUCUAUAUACACAAAAACAAAGCAGUUCAGAAAGUCUCUGUGGACAUCAUUCACCAGGGCGUGGAACACUGCUGGGGCAUUGGUGAGGCCAAAGGGCAUGACCAAGUACUGGAAGUGGCCCAGGAGUGUGUUAAACACCGUCUUCCACUUAUCCCCAUCUCUGAUCCUGACCAGGUGGUAUGCAUUUCACAGGUACAACUUGGUAAAGAUAGUGGCCCUAUAGAGUGGCUCAAACACUGAGCUGAGGAGAGGCAGGGGUUACUUAUUUUUAACAGUGAUGCUGUUCAAGCUCUGGUAAUCAAUACAAGGAAGGAGGAAAUGGUCUUUCUUGGACAUGAAAAAGAAGGUUUUGUCCUUGCCAAAACCCUCUCCCAGGUCAGGGUACUCAGAAGGCAUGGUCGAGAGGUCGGGGGGCCAAGGCCAGUGGAGGUGGUGUCCAUUGAGAUGGAGGGCAGAUGGAGGGCAAGCGAGGAGCGAGGCUGGUUCUCUCCCUACACCCUUCUCACAUGUGGUGGUCCAGCCUAAUGGUGAGGGAGAUCAGCAAGUCGAGGGUGUCUGACUCAUCCUUAGGGGCCAGAUCAUCCUACACCUGUUCGUUGAGCUCACUCAGGAACACCCCCUGGAGUGCUGCCUCAUUCCAGCUACACUCAGUGGCCAGGAUGCGGAAGUCCAGAAUAUUCUGCCACAAUGUGGGACCACUAGCAAAGGGAGAACAGACAUUUGGCAGCCUCCUUCAAUUGGACGGGGUAGUCAAACACCUUCUGUAGCUUAAUGUUGAAGGAGGACACAGGGGCUGGCUGUCACAACCCAGGCCAAGGCAUCUCCCCUUAGCAGCCCCAUUAUGUAGGAGACCUUGGCUUCAUUGAUGGCAUAUGUCAGCAGGCACUGGCCAAAUAUAAGGUGCAUUGGAGGAGAAAUGAUUUCUCUAAAUCAACUGUGUAGGUUUCAGGGUCUGGAACAUGCACACCAUGGAAGCCAUAGGGCUGGGACAGGGAGCAGGGGAGGCUGAAGGGAUGGCCUGACUGGGCUGGGGGUUAGGGGGCAUUUAGACCAUUUGGGAGGGGAUGCAAUUAAAGUGCUGGUCAAGGAGCCUUAUCUGGCUCACACACAGAAACAAGAAGGAAAGAUAAACUCUGGAAGCACAAGGAACUCAACAAAGGAAAAGUGGAAGAUUUUAAACUGGCCAAGUCAAUCACAUUACCUUAACUUAAUUGAUCAGCAUUUCACCUCCUGAAGAGGAGACUAAAACCAACAACUGAAAGAAGCUGCGGUAAAAGCCUGGAAAAUCAUCACAAAGAAGAAACCAACAGUUUGGUGAUGUCAGUGAGUCGCAGGCUUGAUGCAGUUAUUGCAAAAAGGGGAUAUGCCUCCAAAUAUUAAGUGUUAUUUACUUUAAGACAAUCUGUUCCAAUAUAUUUUGCUCACCUAAAAAUUGGGGGGUCUGCCACCAAAAAUGCCAAGUUGUUUAACACGUCUAGAUGUAAAUAUCAGUUGCUAUAUGACAGAUAGAAGCUGAUGUUAAGUUGAUCUGCUAACGUUUCUUUGACGUUGUGUAAUCACAACGUGCUCACAUCGUCAUUUAGUCUCGAGACGUAACGAAGAUAGGGACGGAUGCAAAUGCAGUUUUACAGUUUUAUUGAAGAGAGACACAGGCAGGUAAAUCCAAAUCGUAAUCCACAAACGUAAUCCAGAAACAUGCAAAGGUCAGGCGAUCAGCAAACAGGCAUAAACUGGGCAAGGCAGGAAUCAAUGUCGUGGUCACGGAAAACAGGGUCAAAAUACAAAACAAGAAACAUAAACAAUAGCGAGGGACUGGGAGCGGAGAAACCAGCGUGGACUAAAUCUAAUGUUUAACCUAAAUAACUCUAACAAGGAACCUAACAUGGAUAUUAACUAUGACUAUGACUAUCUAUGGUAACGAAUCGAAUCUAAACUAAACUUAUCUAAUCUAAUCUAAUAUUCUGCGCCGUGUGCUGGGGGGCACAUGGUAUAUAUACAAACAUAAUCAGCGUCAAUUGCUGACGGCUGACAGUAAUCUAGAUACAUGUGAAAUAAUAGCCAAUGACAGAACAGGGAGGAGACAUAACAGAAACAACAAAAAGCAUGUGUCCAAUGUACACAAUGUCACGAUUGUCAACAAACGAAAAGCAGGUGCUCGUGCACCUUGCUCGUGCACACGCGCCCACAUGCUCUCCAGCGCGCUGCUUAAAGGGGAAACCGUGACAGAUACAUUGUAUUAGUCUUCCACCUAGUGGUCAGAAAUGUGAACUGCAACAAGUGCUAAUAGAGUUCCUUUGGAACAGAAGUGUGUGAACAUUACUGUCACCUCAUUUCCCCCUCAGUGGCUGAGAAAAAGAAGAAAAACAUGUCUCCCUUUUCCAGUGCUGAAAGUUAUGAGCUAGCUUCAGCUCAUUUGUGUGGUUUGAGAUAUGUCUGUGGUGAACAUGUGCUGAAACCCAAGAUACCAGUUAAAUACUGCAAGAUUUACAACAAUGUUUUACAGUGAACAUAACCUCCAUCAUUGGUUCACUGUGGGCGUGUCCCAAACCACACACCAAGUAUGCUAUAUAGUCCACAUAAACACCACACUAAAGUAAGAAAAUCUACAGCUGUUUGGAAUUGCAAAACACUGGUUUUAACUUGAUUCAGCAAACACACACACACACACACACACACACACACACACACACACACACACUCUCUCUCUCUCUCUCUCUCUCACACACACACACACACACAUACACACACACACACACACACACACACACACACUGGUGUAUCCAGUUAAACUCACUUGGCUACUUUGCAGUCUGUGGCCCAAACCUUCAUUCACACAUAUACAACCUAGAGGUGGUCAUUAUCAAGUCUGAAACCAACUCACACACACUCACACACACACACACUCCUACACUUACUUACACACUCACACACACUCACACACACACAUCUUACAGGAUUUACAGGAAGACUUGAAACGUAGUCCAGAGGAGAGCAGAUUCACAGACAGGGGACGAUAAACAACGCAGGGUGGAUGUGUGUGGAGCUGUUCUGUGAUGUAAAGCGUUUAAGGAGGUUAAAGGUCACUGUAUAAGGAGUGGGAGUGAAUUGAUCUGAUCUGGUCUCAGGAAACUUAAGCAGAGAAAGUGAUGAGAGAGUGAGGAGCUGCUGGAGUUUAGUUCAGAGGCACAGAGAGACGUGAUGUUUCAGUCUCUGUGAAACGUGUUGAACAGGUCAGACAGGACGAGGAGGACGAGAUGCACACUCACCAUGAGACACUAACAAACUUCGCUCGCGCUCUGCAGAGCUUUUCCCUGCGUAAAGCAGAGACUUGAUUCAGACUCCGGCACUGACUUCCUCAGGACCACACCGCAUUUACUUUAGGGUGCGUGAUGGCUGAACUUGGACCCGAGUUGUUCUCUGAGCAGGAGCUGACGUGUUCCAUCUGUUUGGACUUGUUCAGCGAGCCCGUGUCCACGCCGUGCGGACACAACUUCUGCCAGAGCUGCAUCGGUGGUUACUGGGCCUCCAGCGUCGAGUGCACCUGUCCUCUGUGUAAGCGGCCCUUUGAUGGGCGUCCGGAGCUCAGCAUCAACCGUGUGUUUGCUCACAUCGCACAGAAGUACAAGGAGAUGCACUACGGAGGGCCUCCGCCCGUCAAACCGAGGAAGAACAUCCCAGCUGCCGGCGCAGCAGCAGGAGGAGUCGCGCUGCAGAACGGCACCAACACCCUGGACAUCCCGUGUGACGUGUGCACCGGCAGGAAGGAGCGAGCCGUGAGCUCGUGUCUCACCUGCAUCGCCUCGUACUGUGAGACGCACGUGAAGCCGCACCGCCAGACGCCGUUCUACGCCUCGCACCGACUCCUGGACCCGCACGAGGCUCUGCAGGGACGCACGUGUCGCAUACACGGUCGGCUGCUGGAGGUUUUCUGCCGCACGGACCAGCGCUGCAUCUGUGCCAUCUGUGUGCUGGAGGAACACCGAACUCACGCCACCGUGUCUGUGCAGACCGAGCGCGCCGUCAAACAGAGGAUGCUCGGGAAAACCGAACUGGACAUCCAAACGUCCAUCGAGAGACGAGGGCUGCGUAUCACAGAACUCAAACAAAGACUGCAGUUCCUCAGGAACUACGCCCAGGCCGAGCUCUCCGAGGUGGAGAAUGUCCUCUCUGAUGUCACUCAGUCGGUGGAGCGAAUCCGCACUGAGCUGGUGGGCGGGAUCGAGGACAAGCGAGACUCCGUGAUAGGCCAUGGGGAGAGGAUUGUGUCAAAGCUGGAGGCAGAGCUAAGCAAGCUGCAGGAGCGCAGGGCGCUACUGGAGGUUCAGGCCACAUCAGAAGACCACAUAAGCUUCCUACAGAGCUUUGAGGAGACGAACACUCCGUAUCAGGACACCAUGACGCUCGACACCGAUUCUGAUCUGGAGUUACACUUUACUUUUGGGGAGGUGAAGAGCGCACUGGGCGAGAUACGAGAGAAACUGGACGACAUCCACAUGGGCGAAGUUCACUACAGACACUCAGUGUCGUCACUGCCCGAGUCGGAGAGCAUGAUGAGCAUCAGGUCCAAUAAGAAGAAGGACUUUUCACUGAAAGAUCUGCGGAAGCUCAGAUCAGGAUCCAGUAUCAAAAAGGUCAGAGGUUAUUUAGAGGACGUGACGUUAAACCCAGUGACGGCGUAUCCCUUCCUCAUCCUCUCAGAAGACAGGAAGCAGCUGAAGCGUGGGGAGAAGCUGCAGUUUUUCAGGAACAGCACUCAGAGAUUUGACGUAUGGAGCUGCAUUACGGCUAAAGAGGGAUACAAUACAGGACGCCAUUACUGGGAGGUGAAUGUUGGUGAUAAUAAAGACUGGAAAGUGGGCGUGGUGAGAGACUCCGCCCAGAGGAAGGGGCUGUUCGAUAUGAGCCCCAGCAAUGGUUACUAUGUACUGUGGUGGAGCACCAAUCACCUGCGAGCUCUCACGACCCCGCCCCUGACCAAGGUGAAGAUCAAUGGCCGACUGCGUUAUCUGGGCGUGUAUCUGGACUGUGAGGAGGGUCAUGUGACCUUCUACAACGCCAAGACGGGUUCUGAGAUUUACUCGUUCGUUACAGAGGGAGCGUUCAGCGAAAGGAUGUUCCCUCUGUUCGGCACUGCCGAUAAAGAAAUACCACUCAUACUACCGGCUGCACCAACACACCCACCUGAGUGAGGGAAUGAGGGGAGGAGAAGUGAGAGAACCAGAAAGCAGGUGGGAAAGGAAAGAGGAAAUAAGUGAAAGAGAAAAGUGCAGAGCAUAAAAGCAGCAAAAGAGGAGAAAAUGAAUGAGACACCAAUCUCUCACAGGGUUACACACACAACAACAACAACAACAACAACAAUAACAACAACAAUAACAACAAUGUAAGAAAGCAAAGUAACAACGAAAUAAAAAGAAAAAAGUAAAAAAAAUAUUAAUGUACAGACCAAAUAUAAUUUAAAUAGGAAGUAUAAAUAAAAUCUUAACGAUGUUCUUAACAUUAAUCAAUCUUUACAGCAAGAGAAAUAAUACAAAUGCUUUUUAAAAAACGUGGAGUGAGGAGAAUGUUCAGGAGUGGAGAAUGUUCAGGAGUGGAGAAUGUUCAGGAGUGUGGAGAAUGUUCAGGAGUGUGAAGUGUGUAAAAUAGUUUAAAAAUCAGAAAGAAAAAAGAAAAAGUCUUCUAAAGACACCAGGACAUCAGCCUGUGUUUCUGCUCCUGCUGUACAGAGUGUACACCGUCAGUGCUCAGUGUGUAUUUAGUUCUGUGUGUGUGUGUGAGUGAGAGAGAGAGAGAGAGAGAGAGAGAGAAAGAGCAAGAGAGAGAGAGAAAGAGAGAGAGAAAGAGCGAGAGAGAGAAAGAGCGAGAGAGAGAAAGAACGAGAGAGCGAAAGAGCGAGAGAGAGAGAGAGAGAGAGAGAGAGAGAGAGAGAGAGCAGGACAGAUGAAAUAAAUGCUGAGGAGGUGUAUUGUGGACUCUGGACACUCGCACUGCCUUUUAUUUUUAUUUUUGAUGAACACGGGUUUGGGGGUUGAUUUAUUUUUCCUCUUCAUGUGUGAAAUUGAUGUUACUGUAAUAAAUAAAUAAACAAACUAUGAAACUUU